Molecule: messenger RNA, 1068 nt
Organism: Orycteropus afer afer
Lineage: Eukaryota; Metazoa; Chordata; Mammalia; Tubulidentata; Orycteropodidae
Gene: CMKLR2
Product: chemerin chemokine-like receptor 2
Biological process (GO): phospholipase C-activating G protein-coupled receptor signaling pathway; complement receptor mediated signaling pathway; positive regulation of cytosolic calcium ion concentration
Cellular component (GO): plasma membrane
Molecular function (GO): complement receptor activity; G protein-coupled receptor activity
Source: RefSeq, a predicted model, not a curated record
AUGGACGACCUAGAGGAAGUACCGUUUGAAGAAUUUGAGAACUACUCCUAUGACAUGGAAUAUUACCUUCCGGAGUCAGAGUUGGAGGAGAAAGUCCACUUGGGAGCUGUUCACUGGGUCUCUGUGGGGCUAUACUGUUUAGCAUUUGUUCUGGGUGUUCCAGGUAAUGCCAUUGUCAUUUGGUUCACGGCGUUCAAGUGGAAGAAGACAGUCGCCACUCUCUGGUUUCUCAACCUGGCCAUCGCAGACUUCAUCUUUGUUCUCUUUCUGCCCCUCUACAUCUCCUACGUGGCCUUGAAUUUCCACUGGCCCUUUGGCAUCUGGUUGUGUAAGGCCAAUUCCUUCAUUGCUCAGCUGAACAUGUUUGCCAGUGUUUUCUUCCUAACAGUGAUCAGCCUAGACCGCUACGUCCGCUUGAUCCAUCCUGUCGUGUCUCACCGACACCGAACCCUGAAGAACUCCCUGAUUGUUAUCAUAUUAGUGUGGCUUUUGGCUUCUCUGAUGGGUGGCCCUGCCCUAUACUUCCGGGACACUGUGGAGUUCAAUAACCACACAGUUUGCUUUAACAAUUUCCAUGAGAAUGAUCCUGACCUCAGACUGAUGAGGCACCGUGUGCUGACUUGGGUGAAAUUUAUUGUUGGGUACCUCUUCCCUUUGAUAACAAUGAGCAUUUGCUACUCGUGUCUCCUCUUUCAGGUGAAAAAGCUAAGCAUUGUGAUCUCCAGUAAGCAUUUCUGGACAGUCCUGGCUGUGGUCAUAGCCUUUUUAAUUUGCUGGACUCCUUAUCACCUGUUUAGCAUUUGGGAACUCACGAUUCACCACAAUAGCUACUUCACCCAGAUGCUGCAGGUUGGAAUCCCCGUCUCCACUGGUUUGGCAUUCCUUAAUAGUUGCUUGAACCCCAUCCUUUAUGUCCUAAUUAGCAAGAAGUUCCAAGUUCGUUUCCGUGCUUCAGUUGCUGAGAUACUGAAGUAUACACUGUGGGAAGUUAGCUGUUCUGGCACAGUGAGUGAACAGCUCAGGCACUCUGAAAACAAGAACCUGUGUCUCAUGGAAACAGCCCAAUGA